Ilex paraguariensis (yerba mate) is the source of this 1626-nucleotide messenger RNA. The record is from the annotation of a GenBank genome assembly. Lineage: Eukaryota; Viridiplantae; Streptophyta; Magnoliopsida; Aquifoliales; Aquifoliaceae.
AUGAAUGUUGUCACAGGACGGCGUUCCGAUUCCGAUGAUCCAAUCGGUAUGACUAAGGCCAUCAACACCGCCACCAGCAGUCCCACCACCUCUGAAAACUCCGUCAAGAACGAUAAGAAAAAGAAGUCUAUCAUUCCAAAGAUUUUUUGUUCCAAGAGAAGAGAAAGUUUAGAAGAGGAUUUGUGUCAAUCUGAUGAAGUUAAACAAGAAAGGCACAGCAGCUCGGCGAUUGAAGGGUUAAAUCUAUUUAGCUUUGAUCAGUCUAUGGCUCCGGCUACUGUAAUUCGAGACAUCCGUAUCUUUGUUGCAACAUGGAAUGUGGGAGGGAAGGCUCCAAACCCUGGACUCAACCUGGAGGAUUUCUUGCAGGUGGAGGGCUCUUCAGACUUAUAUGUCUUAGGGUUUCAAGAAAUUGUUCCGUUGAGCGCCGGAAACAUUCUGGUGAUUGAAGACAAUGAACCAGCAGCAAGAUGGCUAGCCCUCAUAAGCCAGGCACUCAACAAACCACACCAUGAUUCUUCCAUCCAUUCUUAUGAUUCAGGCUCAGUUUCAAAACACUCAAACAAUUCAACUGAAUCGAAAUCCAACUUCUUCCACAAGCCCUCUCUCAAAGUCCUCAGCAAAAAUCUGAGGGGAGAAACUUCCCUUCUCAAGGCCUGCAACUGCCCUCUCGACUCCCCGGACUCGAUCAGGCACCGGAGACCAAGAAAACUGAUGAGUGAAUCCUUCAGCUCUCCGAUGGAGCGUCAUGGUUCUAAUAUAGAUGAUCACUUUCUUUCAAUUGCAGAGAUUGAUGAUCCACCACCUAACCAGUUGAGUUAUAGACUCAUAGAAAGUAAACAAAUGGUGGGGAUUUUCCUUUCUGUUUGGGCUAGAAAAGAACUUGUUCAACAUAUUGGACAUCUCAGAAUUUCAUCUCUUGGAAGAGGAAUCAUGGGCUGUCUUGGCAACAAGGGUUGUAUAGCUAUAAGCUUGUCAUUGCACCAAACAAGCUUUUGCUUCGUUUGCAGUCACCUAGCUUCUGGGGAGAAGGAAGGAGAUGAGCUGAAAAGGAAUGCUGAUGUUGCUGAGAUCCUCAAGAGCACACAGUUUCCCAGGGUCUGCAAGAACCCUAAUCGACAAAUGCCAGAAAGAAUCAUUGAUCAUGACCGAAUAAUUUGGCUUGGAGACUUGAAUUACCGGGUGUCUUUGAGCUAUGAGGAAACAAGGCUUCUGUUGGAGGGUAAUGACUGGGACUCCCUCCUAGAAAAGGAUCAGUUGAAUAUGGAGAGGGAAGCAGGAAGAGUGUUUAGUGGAUGGAGUGAAGGAAGAAUCUUCUUUGCCCCGACUUACAAGUACACCCACAACUCAGACUCCUAUGCCGGAGAGACAGUCAAGUCCAAGAAGAAAAGGCGAACUCCUGCAUGGUGUGACAGGAUAUUAUGGCGUGGCAGUGGCAUUGAACAACUAUCUUAUAUACGAGGAGAAUCAAGAUUUUCAGAUCACAGACCAGUGUGUGGUGUGUUUGCAGUGGAGGUGGAGACGAAGAACAAAGCCACCAAGUUUAGGAAGGGUUUCUCUUGCCCCGCCACCGCAAUGGACUACGAAAAUUUCAUACCACAAAGACAUAGCUUUUAUGAGUUUUGA